Carya illinoinensis is the source of this 2475-nucleotide messenger RNA. RefSeq names its product protein DETOXIFICATION 42. The coding region runs from base 538 to 2085 and encodes 515 amino acids. Gene Ontology annotation, biological process: transmembrane transport. NCBI's taxonomy places the organism in Eukaryota, Viridiplantae, Streptophyta, Magnoliopsida, Fagales, Juglandaceae. The transcript has 15 exons. The record is from RefSeq and is a predicted model, not a curated record. Gene Ontology annotation, cellular component: membrane. Gene Ontology annotation, molecular function: xenobiotic transmembrane transporter activity; antiporter activity.
GGCACCCAAUUUUUGCCUUGUUGGUAUUCAUUUCUGAUAAAUCAUAAAUUUCAGAUCAGGUGUUAUUUUACCCAGAAAAAGGGAGAUUCGAUAUUCUACCAACUUUUUUCACUUUCACCCCUCUUUUCUUCUCAAUUCGUUUUGUCCGCCCCGGGUGGUUUUGAUCAUGAAUGGCUCGGUAGAGAUGUUGGCGUAUUUGCAUGGUAGUCAUGAAGAACAAACACUUGGCAGAGAGUCAUAGGCAUGCAGUGAUCCCUUUUGAUGAUUUUGAUGCAAAUUGACGUUUCUAUUGAACCUCACACUGCCACUUGUUCAUUUCGUCUUGCUAUAUGCUUUUUUGAAGUCAGUCAUGGAUGAGGGCCCACCACCAUAACCUCACGUGGUCCUCUUUCUGGCCAGGAAUAUAGUCGAAGCCUCUUCUGCUCGUAGUCAUCAACACAACUGCUUUGAAGUAGGUGGGCCUUGUAUUCAUGGGCACUGAGGUUUGAUCGCUGAAAUGUUUCUGUGAGGCAACUUAGCGAACUGAUCUUCUCAAUAAUGACUGAAGAAGGUGACUCGUAUCCACCAAGGGAUAGGAGGAGAAUUCCAUUUUACAUUUUCUUAAAAAACGCCAGACUCAUUUUCAAACUGGAUGAACUUGGUUCAGAAAUAGCACAGAUUGCGUUGCCAGCUGCACUGGCUUUGACAGCUGACCCAGUUGCUUCUUUAGUUGACACAGCAUUCAUUGGCCAAAUAGGUCCAGUGGAACUCGCUGCUGUAGGAGUUUCUAUUGCUCUAUUCAAUCAAGUGUCAAGGAUUGCAAUAUUUCCCCUUGUCAGUGUCACGACCUCUUUUGUUGCAGAGGAAGAUACCAUUAGAAGUAAGAGCCCUGAAGCACAGGAUUGUGACUACUUGGAUACAGUUUCAACAGUAGAGAGUGAGGUUAAAGAAUUGAUACCAAAAAAUGGUACAUGUGAGAAUGCAUACACUUCAAAACUAACUCAUGGUAGCUUUGAUAUAGUUAAGAUUGAGAAUAAAAGGAGGCAUAUUCCAUCUGCCUCUUCUGCCUUGGUUAUUGGCAGCAUACUUGGCCUCAUACAAGCCAUAUUCCUCAUAUCUGGUGCAAAACCUCUACUAAACUUCAUGGGAGUCAGUUCUGACUCUGCUAUGCUAACCCCUGCACAUCAGUACUUGACAUUGAGGUCACUUGGUGCUCCUGCAGUCCUUCUCUCGCUGGCAAUGCAAGGGGUAUUUCGUGGAUUUAAGGAUACAAAAACACCUUUAUAUGCCACUGUGGCGGGAGAUGUAACAAACAUAAUACUAGAUCCAUUAUUCAUCUUUGUUUUCCAUCUGGGUGUCAGUGGGGCUGCCAUUGCCCAUGUAAUAUCACAGUACCUAAUUUCAGUUAUACUUUUGUGGAGAUUAAUGGCACAAGUUGAUCUCUUACCUCCAAGUAUCAAAUAUCUGCAAUUUGGUCGAUUUCUUAAAAAUGGUUUUCUUCUAUUAAUGAGGGUCAUUGCCGUGACAUUCUGUGUGACUCUGGCUGCAUCAUUGGCUGCACGCCAGGGAUCAACAUCCAUGGCUGCGUUUCAAGUUUGCUUGCAGGUUUGGCUGGCAACAUCACUUCUUGCUGAUGGCUUGGCUGUUGCUGGACAGGCCAUACUUGCAAGUGCAUUUGCAAAGAAGGACUAUGAUAAGGCUGAAGCAGCAGCAUCUCGAGUAUUACAGCUAGGACUGGUUCUUGGUUUGAUACUUGCUGUCUUCCUUGGAGUGGGACUGCAUUUUGGAGCACGAUUAUUUACAAAAGAUGUUAACGUCCUGCACCUCAUAAGUAUAGGCAUUCCGUUUGUUGCAGCUACUCAACCCAUAAAUGCGUUGGCCUUUGUUUUUGAUGGCGUCAACUUUGGAGCAUCUGAUUUUGGAUAUUCAGCUUUCUCAAUGAUUAUGGUGGCUAUUGUCAGCAUUUUAUGUCUAUUCAUUCUUUCCCCAAGUCAUGGAUUCAUUGGUCUCUGGGUUGCUCUGACUAUCUAUAUGAGUCUCCGAGCAAUUGCUGGCUUUUGGAGAAUAGGGAGAGGAACAGGUCCUUGGAACUUUCUCCGGAGCUAAAUGCAUCUUAGCUAUGGCGUAGCAUAUACACAGAUCUGUCUCUGAAGUUGGUUUUAUUCCUGGGGAGCCUCUAUUGGUGCUCUAAGCAUUUUUUCCUAGCUGCUUUCGUUUGGCAUGCAUGCUUCGCGCUUGGUUCCUGGGAGAGACCUAGCUUGUCCCUAUAUUUAUUUGUUUGUAUAGAAAAAAUGGAAAUCUUCGUUAAAAAGAGAGUAUAAACAGAUGAAAUAUAGAAGAAUAAGAAGAGCAAGUUCCCUAUUUACCCAUAAUGAUCAUUAGGGAAUGUUGUAAUAAUAUUCUUCCAACGUAAUAUGUUUCUGUAAGAAGUUGGCAGAUCAUUUUCCUUCCGUCUUUAGAGUUCAAAGGUUACCUAUACAUGAUGAUCUUCUUCUA